Molecule: messenger RNA, 2065 nt
Organism: Mesocricetus auratus (golden hamster)
Lineage: Eukaryota; Metazoa; Chordata; Mammalia; Rodentia; Cricetidae
Product: carcinoembryonic antigen-related cell adhesion molecule 1-like
Exons: 9
Coding region: 258-1778 (506 amino acids)
Source: RefSeq, a predicted model, not a curated record
GGUGGGUGGAUGUCCUCCUAGGAGACAGGGGUCCCCAUCGGUCUUGUUCAAAGUGGGACAUGGGGGGCUGAAAACUGGAGGAGUCCUGACGGCAGGCCUGACCCCACAGCUCAUGUGACCCUGGGAGGGACUCUCACCUGGAAGGAGCCUGAGCUCAGCCAGAAGAGCAGCAGAGCUGACAGCGGCUGCGGGCCUGAGGGCAGGGCUGGGGCUGAAGCUCUUCUCCUCAGAGGGCAACAGAGCCAGCAGCAGAGACCAUGCAGCUCCUCUCAGCCCCGCCCCCCACAGGGAACACCCUCUGGCAGGGCUUCCUGCUCACAGCCUCGGUUUUAACCUUCUGGAGCCCAUCCCCAACUAUGGGACUGUUUAUUGAACAAGUGCCACCUGCUGUUUUGGAAGAUGGGAUUGUUUUCCUACAUUUACGGGAUAAACCACCGAAUAUCGUCACUUAUAACUGGUAUAGAUCAGAAAAUUAUUCUGAUAGCGGCCUCGUGUGUGGGUAUACAGAUAACACUCACAAACAAGGAGGGGCAAACACCGGAAGAGAGAAGAUGUACAGCAAUGGAACCCUGAGGAUGCAGGGUAUGGGCAGGAACUACUCAGGACCAUACCACGCACUGUUAGUUGACAACCUUCAAAAACGAUUUACCACAAAGACAAAUCUUGUCAUAUACCCACAGGUCAAGAGUCUCAAUUGUACAAGCAAUGGUACCAUAGCUGUGGAGUAUCAGACCACCAUUGAGUUCAAAUGUGAGCCUCAGUAUUCACUCACUAAGUACAUAUGGAAGCUCAAUGGUAGGAGCAUUACAGCUGAUAGCGAUGCCAUCCUGUCUGCGAAUUUCACAAUUCUCACUUUACCAAAGGUCAAAAGGCAUUCCUGUGGAACCUAUUUUUGUGAAGCCAAGAACCCAGCAAGCAGCCUUAAGAGCCAAGCACUGUCCCUGGAAGUUAUCUAUGGCCCAGAUGUCCCCAUAUUGUUUCCAAAAGACAGUUCAUUCCCGGAGGGAUCAAAUAUAAGGAUAUCCUGUGUGUCAGUCUCUCACCCAAAAGCAAACUAUUCCUGGACUUUCAAUGGGAAGCCCAGGAUUGAUUCCAAAGUGCUCAGUAUCAACAAUGCCACCAAAAUCCAUAAUGGAAUAUAUGCCUGCACUGCUUUUAAUCCUGCAAAUAACUUGACGAAUUCCACAGCUAAGCAACUUACAAUCUAUGAGCCACUGGCAAAACCUCAACUCAUAGUUGCCAACCUGACUUAUAAGGAAGAGGAUGACAUGAACAUGACCUGUCUUGGAAAAGAGGAGGGAACCCAAGUCACAUGGCUCUACAAUGGAAAACCAAUGAAAAUUGCUCGCUCAGCCAAGAUUUCAAUGUUGCAAAGUAACAGACUGAUUGUCAUACACAGCCUUCAAAAGGAGGAUGCUGGCACAUAUCAGUGUGAGAUCCGCAAUGAGUUAACUUACAGCCAGAGUGACCCAUUCCACCUGAACGUGUUAGAUAAACCUCAAAAAAAGAAAUUUCAGCUCUCCUUGGGGAGUACCAUUGGCAUUGUUGCUCAAUGUUUGCUGGCACUGGCUGCGCUAAUAAUUCUCGUGGUUUUCCUGUCAACAACCAGUCGUGGCAGGAAGCCGGGUAAAGAGGAAAACGUAAAUCAAAUGAAGGAUGACAUAAAACAAGCAGAUGAUAAGCCAAGCAACGUCAAAGACACCCCCAAAGACACCCACAAAGACACCCACAAAGACACCCACAAAGUGGAACAGGCUAAGAAGAAGAACCAGAUGUAAGAACAUUCUCAGUGAGGACAAUCGGACACCGUCCACUCACAGUCUGGAGCUCCUAGCUCCCUUGAUGCUGCUGGGAGCCUGAAGCUGGACCAGCUUUCGAUGCUGCUGGGAGCCUGAAGCUGGACCAGCUUUCGAUGCUGCUGGGAGCCUGAAGCUGGACCAGCUUUCGAUGCUGCUGGGGGCCUGAAGCUGGACCAGCUUUCGAUGCUGCUGGGGGCCUGAAGCUGGACCAGCUUUCGAUGCUGCUGGGGGCCUGAAGCUGGACCAGCUUUCGUUGCUGCUGGGGG